UGUGUUUUCACUCCAUCUCUCACGUAGAUAUGGCCGGUGGCUACCUGUGCUUCGUGAUUUCUAUCCUGUGCAUCGGUGUCGUGACGGCCAUCAUUGGAGACGUGGCGUCCCACUUCGGUUGCACGCUCGGAAUCAAGGACUCUGUCACUGCCAUCGUGUUCGUCGCCCUGGGAACGAGUAUACCGGAUACGUUCGCCAGUAAGGUUGCCGCCAUCCAAGACAAAUACGCUGAUGCCAGUGUUGGUAACGUAACGGGCAGUAACGCCGUCAACGUGUUCCUUGGUAUUGGUGUCGCCUGGACUAUUGCCGCCUGCUACCACGCUUUCCACGGAAACGAAUUUGCUGUCAAUCCUGGAACGUUGGCAUUCUCGGUAACGCUCUUCUGUACCGAAGCUUUCGUGGCCAUCAUAGUACUGCUGCUGCGAAGGAGUCCCAAAGUGGGCGGUGAACUGGGUGGACCGAAGAAAUCCAAGUACAUUACGUCCGCCUUCUUCUUCUCGCUCUGGCUUAUCUACUUGAUUAUGAGCAGUUUAGAAGCGUACGGCAUCAUCAAGGGCUUCUAAAUGUUGAAGUUGACGUUUUGCCAAACAAUACCACAGUGUCGCCAGCAUCGAUGGAUCACCGUUUUCUUGUUAGGGCAUCGUUUGCCCGUCUGUUCAGGAGAUUAUUGGAAACUUCCCCAGCAGCAGCAAAGCAGGCCGCGAGUCCCAAAUCAACAGACCAGAUAGUUAGUGUGUUUACGGUACCACGUGGUAGUUAGCAAAGAAGUUUAACUGACAUAAUUGUUAUGAUUUCUUCGGGUUGCUUUUCAAAGUCAAGAACCAAUCAAUUUUUCAUUUACCUUUUUUAGGUUUCAAUCAAUAGGAUCGAUAAGCUAGAAACACAGCUUUAGGUUAAGGUUUUCGAAACGUUUAAAAACAACAAACAAAAAAAAAUCGCAAAAAAUACUUCCCCAUCCACUGGAUAGACGAAAGGACAAGAACAAAUUGAAAAAGAAAACACAAGACAUUUUAGUUGAUACUAUAUCUGUAUUGUUAAUAUUUACCGUGUGGUGAUCGGUGCUUCUAAUUGGGUAGAUUUAACCUGCAAGACGUUUUGGUUUUGUUUACCCAGCCGAGAAGCACUCGGUCGCGAUACAUGAGAUGAAAAUGCCAAAUUGUUAAGAAUUAACUAUAUACAUGUAACUGAGAGAAAGUGAGCAGAGUGUAUUAGUGAUUAAGGUACUGUUUAACUAGGUUAUUCAAAGAAGGACAGAGUGUUAAAAACAUAACAAAGAGAAGAAAAACAAAGCCUAAGCGUUUGCCGUUUUCAAUGCGUCUUACGAAACGUUAUGUUAGUUGAUAUUAUUUGUUAACCGAUUCCGACAUUUUGCUCUUAUAAAAGGAACCUUCAGUUUAGGGUAACUGUUCAUUGUUUUAUGUUUCUGAAGCGAUUUAACCAUAAAGUGUACCGUCAAACGAUGCGACUUUGAAACAAUUCUAGUCAUUCACGGUUUUAUUUGACGUAUUGCUAAACUGGAUUUUAUUUUAUAUUUCUAUUAACAAUUCGAUGACUUGUAAAUAUAUGUUGCCCCAAAAUUUGUUAAGUUUUUACUAGGCGAACAAAAAAUCACAUGCGAAAAUAAUAUACUAGAUAAAUCAAAGCGAUUUAAAAAAAAAAAUCAAAACAUCUUUCCAUUUUCAUCCAUUAAUUAUACCAUGAAUGCCACAUUCGUUCAUUAAAAACUUGAUAUUUUAUGGCUUGGCGAUCCCGUAUGUUGAAUCAGGAAAAACUGAAACACUAAUCAUUAAAUCCGACAAUUGGCCGUCAUUUGGUUGAACGCCAAAACCCCAAAGCUCAUUUCCUGUAAUUUUACCAAAUGAUAUUGUUUUUUUCAAUGCUAAGCGGUAUUAACAUAUAAGAACACAAUCUCGUGUCUUUAUCGUUGUUCUUCGUGCAACCUCUUCACUAUAUUCAUCACCAAGAACAGCACGUAGCACUUUCUAUGCGUGUUUCAUUUUUCAAUAACAAAUAUUAUUUAAUAAAACCAAUUUGAACUAACCGCUGCAAAAAAAAACACCAAACAAAAACACUCCAAACAAGAGAGAAAAAAAUCUGUCAAGUCAAAGAUAAAUUUAAAGCAUUUUUACAACCUGUUUUCACCUAUUUUUUACAACAGGCUCUAGUGAGGCAGUUUUAGCUAUCGGCCUUUUUAGUCAAGAAAGUAAUUCAACGAAGAGGCAGUUUUUCCUGCUUUUAAAAAAUCUUGCCCUUUAAAGGACAUUUCAAAUCGCUCUAUUUAUCAAGCGGUCAAGCUUCUCUUGCCUGCUUUUACCGGAUGCAAUAGAAAACAAACCGAGAAAUAAAUUAAGGGUGUUUGAAAUUUCCCUCAAAGUCAUACGAAGCUCAACUGUUCCACUGAUCAAGCAAUCCUCUAAAAGCCUAGUGGCUCCUGGUAUUCCUUUUUUUUUGCUUUCAACCAUCACUAUAUAAUGCACCAAAAAUUUCCAAACCUGAAUAAACAAACCAAAACCGAUAACUGAGAAAUAAUUUCUUCCAUGUAUUUACGAAGUGAGUAAAUCACACACACAUACUUAGGCGCUAAGGAUUUUCUCUAGGUUGUUAGCACAGUUUAUCAGUUAGUUAAAUAGGAAUUAAAGUUGAAAAAAACGAAAAUAAUAUUUAUUAUGGUUGAGAGAAUCCAAAAGGCAUUGGCAACACGAACAAAUUCAGCAACGGCAAGCGUUUUAAUUAGGAUUUUAGGAAACUUAAAAAAAGCGGGAGACACAAGUAAACAGCAGUAAAAUGAGACAUGAUAUUUUAAAAACAAUGCAUAUUACAGAGAGAAAAAAAAGAACAACAAUUGAAAACAGCGAAAUAGUUUUCAUACACAAAAUGUACGCCAAUCGAAUGUUGUUUCUGUUGUUUUUGUUUUGUUCCAUCGAUCGUUAAUGAAAUUUUCCAAUCAACGAGCCAACGUUUGGUUAAAAGUAAGUAAGCCACCAAUGCCAAACGAAACUGCUUGGAAUGAAUGUAAAGUUUAAGAACUCAACCAAAGGAAGACGAAAAGAAUCGCAAAGCUUGGAAGCCUGGAAACAGAAGGUAUCAUUGUUGUUGUUCAUUUUCCGUUUUAGCUACCACAUUAUUGAUAAAAGAAAAAAAAACAAAUAAAUUAAUGAAAUGAAACCACCAAGCGUUUUCAGUUUUUAGCGUUGAAGAUAUUUAAAGAAGAUGGAGAAAUAAAAAAAAAACAGAAGAUAAACAUAUUUGUUGAUUAUUUAUUAACGAACUGUUGAGAGAAGCUUGUAAGCGUGUAACCUAAGAAUGCAAAUUAAAACAACAAUACAAUAAAGGAAAACCCAAAUCAGAGGAAACGUUCUCGAGCAAAACGUAUUUACAGAAUGUGAGAGAGAAACAAGAUGAGGAAAAAUAUCUAUAUUUUUAGAAACAAAUCAAACAAAUGCAUCACACUAGCGCAACGGAAUCAUGUUAGAACUACACACCAAGCAAAGCUGAUGGAAAACGAAAAUUUAUAUCAAAUACCGCUGUUUGUUAAACAAAUUCGGCUCCAACUAUAUCUUUCUCUCUUCUUCCCUCUUUCGAUGCGUUAAUAAAACUAAUAAAACUGAAAAGCGGCAUUUCCGGAAAGAACGUCCUUUGACAGAAGACACCUGGGAAUCAUUAAAACCUUCGCAGUUCCGUUUGCAUCAAGGUUUGUUGAAAGUGUUACCAAUGUGAUUGAUUGUAAUAGUGAGGUUUCUUACCGUAUUAGUUGAAUAAUUCCCAUCCCUUUGUGAAAUCAGAAUCGGACCUCGAAUCCUGAGUUCAGAGAUCGAAUUCAACACGUGACGCGAGAAAUCAACCGUUUUGUUUGUAGGCAUUCCCAGGCAUUGCAUUCAUUUUAUACGGAUUAUAUUUGUUCAUCCAUUGCUAUUUUUUUCAUCAAUACUAAGUUGGAAAAAAAAUAUUUUUCAAGAACUAUCUGUAAGAGCAUCUGUAUCAGUGGUCAGUCGGUUUAGAUCCAAAUUCCGUCCGAAGCAACCGCAUCCGUGGUCCAUUAUACCAGUUUCAAUUCAACUUUUUUUAGAGCACCUGUAUCCGUGCUAUGUGGUUUGUCUAUAGGUGGGGUCAACCAAAAACUUAAGUAUGAGUUCGUUGUAUCCAUACAGUUGUUUAUGAACGAUUGUAACGUAACGCGACGCCAUCACGGAGUUAAGUGUUAGGCCUCGUACACACUCGGCAACUUGAACUACGAUCACAGAGAACGGGCUCGAACAAAAAUGUAUAGAAUCCGUGUGUAAGAAUUCAAAUGAUCAGCCAUUUAAACCCUUAAAAUUGGCUUAAAACAGCACCAUCUAGUGGCUUUAAGCUUAGUAAUUCAGCGAUUUUGAUUGUCAACAUUUGAAAACACUUAAAUGUUGACAAUCAUAAACAACCCAAAUUUGACUUCCAGAUCGCAUAAAACAGAGUUUAGCUAGUUUUCUUAUUUUUGAGGUGUAGAAAAAGCAGCUAAAAAAAGUUGCCAACUUCAGUAACAUGCUCAUAAAAUGAAAUCUUUUAUCUAUCGCCAAUGUUGUCUCGUUUAGAACUUGUGUUGCACUGAGCCACUGGCUUUGUUUGAAGAAAGGAGCAAAAAUCAAAUGUUUAUUUGUUAGAAGAGAAAGGUAAGACAAAGUUUAAUCACUGCUCACACUUAUACUGUAUUUGUUUUCUUCACUCGUGGAGUGUUCCACCGUACCCGAUAAAAACAAACACAAAUCCUCGCCAGUGUAUUGCUACCUCGCUCACUCACACGCUCUCUCGCAACACUGGCAAAAUUAUCGGUGGGCCACCGUCCGUAAGCAGAACUCCGACAGGUCAAAACCAGUGCAACACCGUCCGAAUAAACAAACAGUUUGACAGCACCUAGUGGUGCACCAGUGCAACACUAGUGCAACACUCGGCAUAAACAAAUACGGUAUUACAUGACACUAAGAACCAAAAUUCGACCAUUUUCUGGCUAUUUUUUUGCCAAAUUUCGCAGGUUUGCACUAUUUUUCCGAUACAAAUGCCCUGUAGGAAAAAUGUACCUGUUUAGCCCGAUUUCAUUGUAGGAAUUGCCUAUUUUUUUAAAUUUGGAUGGCACUUUCUAACUGGGAUAGCAUUUCUUCAAAUCGAUCGAUGCGCGCUCUGGAAUCGAUAUUGCGUACUAAAUUAUCCAACAAACGAAAUCGAGUGUCCAAUCAGUAUGGUCAGUGGUUUAAUUAUGAGUAUGCAUACCAUGGUUUAAUAUGAAUUAUAAUUUCAAAAGGAAUUAUGUUAACAUUUGUAUAACGCAAAGAAAUGAAUGGCUGGAUGAGCUCAGUUAUGCGACUGAGAGCAAACUUUUUCGCCAAUUUCAGUCAUAACGAGGCAUUUAAAAACUAAUCAAUUGAAAACUUGCUACCCAUUAUCGUUUGUUUUCUGAUUCAUGGACAGGACUUUAGUACUUACGGAAAUAUUCUAAAAGCUCCAAAUAUCGAAUAUGGGUUCUUCAUCAGACCAAAGUAAUUGCAUCGAAAUAAUCCGGACAGUUUAUGAGAAUUAAAGGUAAUUGGAAAAAUUCCAAUGUUCCAUGAUCGUAGUGACCAAUACUACCGAGAUGCAAUUUUUUGGGGAAAAAAUAAUCACUGAACCAUUCGAUGAAUUUAAUGUAUUAUAAAAAUUAUACUAUUUUCAUACUCAAAAUACUAAAAAUUAUACUAUUUCAUACUCGUUAUUGAAACUCAUUAUUUGGUUUUGAAUGCUUUUGCCAUCAGUAGAGAGUGCUAUUUUCUGGGUUGGUUGGUUCUUACACACGCUUGGAGCUUCAACCCUAACGAGCCUAUAGUAAACAAAGAGACGAAAUGUCACGAUUGGAAUUUUUGAUUUUCUGUCAGUGUCCAAUCGAGUAAAACCAAGCAGUCUUAAAGGCAGCUUAACAGCAGGGUUGGAAGCUUAUUUUUUCGAUCCCUUUUGACUGCGCCUCUUUGUAUGUAGUCUCUUAAGUCUUAAUUCAACCCGAACUCUGGUUCUCUGAGCUACGACUUCGGUUGCUGAGAAUUUCCUGUUCUCUUCGGAAAGUGAUGAUCCAGACCUAAGAAAACAAUUGUAAAUAUUCAUUACGAGUUGACUCCUUAAAGUCUCAAGGUAUAAACCGUUUUAAAUAAAGAAAUUACAAAAAAAAAGAAAAGAUGCAUGUCUCAAGUCUCCCGACUAGUAUGAGAGAUUUUCAGAAACUAAAAUGUAAACAUAAACAAACCGAAAUCGCAGUUCAAAUUGUCGAGUGUGCAUCAAGGUUGCCGAAAACAAAUCUGUGUUUUUGAGAAAAAAAAUUCUUACUUUCUGUGAUUUUACCCAAAAAUUCUGUGUUGGUUUUCUGUGACGCUAUUUCCUUUAAUUUUAUUCAAAAUUCAUGAUGGGUCUUUUUUACAUUUUAGUUGGGAAAAAUCAAUGAACAUAAUCAAUCUCAUCUAUUUUUCCUAAUUCAAAGUAAAAAAUCUAAAUUUUAUACUGUCUUCGAAAUUAAUAAUUUUGGAAAUCCAAUCCAAAUUCAAUAAUUCUGUGAAAUCUGUGAAUAUUUCAAAAUUCUGUGUCCUGUGACACAGAUUCUGUGAUGAACAUUUGCUCAAAAUUCUGUGAAAUUACAGAUUUUUCUGUGAUUUCGGCAACCUUGGUGUGCAUGAGGCUUUAAACUCCCAUAUGUAGCCAUGGAAACUUAUGAGAAGGCAUGUUUCGAACACAGAUAAAGUUGUUUAUUAUAUUAGCGACCUGACCAAUCGAUGGUCAAAACCUCAAAACUUUUUCAAAUCAAAUCCAUCUGAUUUGAAGUCUUCUGAAAAGUUGUUCAUCUGAUCAAAAUCUUUAAUUUGAUUUCACUUUCUUCAUCUAGAUGUUGUGAAAUUUGAUCUAGAUAACUUUGUUUAUCUGAUUUUCCUUUUUAACUUGGAAGCUAUUUACUCAGUCGAUGUGCGUGAAAAUUUUCAUGUACUGGUUUUCAGGACGGUUAAAAAGAUAAAUGAUGUUUUGAGAUCCCUCCCGUCACAAGGAUGGGGGGCUCAUAUACAAAUGUUAUCUGAAUUUCUGCAUAACACUUGAAUUAAUAAUGUAAAUGGAUCCAAAUUUGUUAAUAUUGAAAUGCAUGUUAUUUUAACGCUAGUUAAACACCCAUCUCUUUUCUGGAAGAAGGCGAGCAUACGAAUUAAAUAUAAAAUUUAUGUAUAACUCGAGAAUUCAGCAAUCAAUCCGAACUAAAGUUGGGCAACCAAACCUAGGGAAAAAAAACUUCAGAAAAAAUCAAUCAAACUUUCUUUAAACCAAUAAAAAAACACGUGCACUAGGUCAGAACUCAGCAACAGAACAAAAAAGUUCAGAUAAAUAAGCCAUAAACUCAUAUUGGUACCUAGUAGCCAAUGGAUCAAGUAGGCUGUUGCUUAAUAUGACAGCGAUAAAACAUGGUUGCAUUGUUUUUUUUAAAUAUCCAAACAUUCAGUGUGUAAAUAAUUUAUUUUAUAUUUCUGAGUAAAACCUGAAGAUCUUUUUUGCCUUUCUUUCAGAAAGGUAUAGUUAUCGUUCGAUUUGUGAGAUCCUUAAUUAUGGGUCUUAGAUAUACCUUUAUAGGUAUGUAUCGAAUCAGCUCGACGAGUUCAGACGAUGUCAGUGUAUUUGUAUGUAUUGGUGUGAAUUUUUGUAAACUUUGUCACUACGUUUUUGCGAAAUUGGGCAGUACAAUAAAAAUGAUUUUUGUCUUAAAAAAUUUGAUUUUUUUCCCUCUUCAAUGUAUAAAAGAAAGAAAAAAAAACAAAAUAGUUUGAAAAAUAAAUUUUCAUAGUAAUUAUCAUCAAAUCAUCACUCCAAAAAACGUAUCCAUUUGGCUUGCCAGCAUUUUCCAACAAUCACUCAUGAAGAUGAUCGAAAACAUGGAGCGAUAAGCGCUGGGUACGCUUUGACUCCGUGUAAUUCCCCAUAAGGAAAACAGAGGGCGCUUCCAAUCGAUCGAUAAAUAUGAGUUUAUUGUCAAAUAGAUGUCUGUAAACAAAAUGUUAUAAUUUAUAUAUUACCAGUAAACGUAGAAAUUACAUAAGUAUAUACCAGUCCACCCUAAGGCGAACAGGAGCCAAAAAAUUAAUUUUGGGACUGUUACCCAAAACUAAAGUUCAUGUAAAGGGAUUGCACCGUGAGAUACAACCUCAAAUUCGAAUGACUCAAGCCGAAGGACUAGACCCUCACAUCGCAUAUUUCUAUAGUGAUGGUAAGUCCCGUCUCGCCCAACGAUAGAUUCUCAAGCAUAGAUUGCUCUGAGAAGGGGAAAACGACACGGGAGGGAACGCGGACGAUGUAUGCACACCAACUCAUCUUCUCACGUGCCGUUCGUGCUCAGGGAGCUUUUUCUAAGCACGAACGACAGGAGAGAAUUUCGCCCGUGGAAGCAAAUUGAAUCCAAUAGGACAAAUGCUACUGAAUCCUCUCGAGCUUUAAGCUCUCGGGCUUGGUUUUUUUUGUUCCCUUUUCUCUUCCUCUCUCCAGAUCUAACGUUGCGCGAUGAAAACUUUUCGUUCGCAUCGAAAAACCUGUGCAAUUGUUGCGUUGUUGUUGUUGGGGUUGGUGUCUAGAAAAAACGAGGACAGCUUGGAAGUCAAUCCGAACUUUCACUUGCUGGAGCCAGUGGAAAAUAACAACCAAACAGUAGCGCCACCAAGCCCUCCAUAGUAGAGUUUGAAGCAUUUGGUUUUUUUUUUAAACAUGCAUAUAAAGCUAAAAAGCUAAUAAUAAUAUUCGACAAAGUUGAAUGAAGAAAAAGAUAAAACUAUCCGAAUUAACCAUUUUGGCCAGGUGGACAAAAAGAAAAAUGACAAAAUUGACAAAAUAAAAAAAAAUGACAAAAUAGACCAAAUUGACGAAAUUGACAAACUUGACUGACUUGACAUAAUUCACUGAUUUGACAAAAAUGGCAAAAUUGACAAAGUUGACAAAAUCAUGAAAAUUGACAAAAUUUAUAAAAUUGACAAAAUCGAGAAGAUUGACAAAAUCGAGAAGAUUGACAAAAUCGAGAAAAUUUGCAAAAUUGACCAAGUUGACGAUGACAAAAUCGACAAAAUUCACUAAAUUGACAAAAUUGACAAAACUGGCAAAAUUGAUAAAAUUGACAAAAUUGACAAAAUUGAUAGUACUGACAGAAUUGACAAAAUUGACUAAGACAAAAUCGACUAAAUUCACUAUAUCCACAAAAUUCAUAAAUUGACAAGAUUGAUUAAACUGGCAAAAUUGACAAAAUUGACCAAAUUGAUAAAAUUGACAAAAUUGACAAAAUUGAAGAGAUUGACAAAUUGACAAAAUCUUAGAAAAUUGAAAAAAUUGUUAAAAUUGGCCAAAUUGACAAUCAGAAAAUCGACAAAAUUCACUAAAUUGACAAAAUUGACAAAACUGGCAAAAUUGACAAAUUUGACAAAAGUGGCAAAUUUGACAAAAUUGACAAAAUUGACAAAAUUGAAAAAUUUGGCAAUUGAAAAAAUGGCAAACUUACAUAAUUAAAAAUAUUGCGAUUUCAAAAUUUUCAAAAUUUUUGAUUUUCAAAAUUUAUUCUUCCGAUUUUCUACGUUUCGGUAUCGAAUUUUACUCUAGCAAUUGAAAUUUUAUCCAAUAAUUUUAUCUAUGUAUCCAUUACUUGAGAGGUUGGAUUAUUUGAAAUACAUGGUCAUGCAUCAUUUUUCAAAUUGUAUUCUUAAUUUUUAUACCCCUUCCAUUUUGAAGUUACCAUAUGCUAUAACUCAAAAAAGAGUAAAUUGAGUUAGAUUAUAAUGUCAUAGAAACGAAAUUUUACAAGAUAUUCCAGAAUCUAGUCAUUCAAAAAUCUCCAAUUAAAAACUUCAAAUUUUUAUUUCCUAAAUUCUUUUUGGAUUUACUGCGUAUGAAAUUCAUUAAUCAUAAUUCAUUUUGUGACAUAUGUACCCAAAUAUAAUUUACAGGCUGUAAGAAAGGCUACAAUCCACUGUCAAGUGUAUUAAAUCGGGUUUUUCCUUUUGAACGAAUGUUGUUGAGACAUAUUAUAGAGACAAAAAAAAGUUAAAUUAUCUUAUCUGCUUGUCUGAAAGUUUCUGAAAAGCCUAAAUUUAUGAUGAACUUUCGAAAUUUUUCAAAAAGGGGUUUUGGCCAAACUUUUAUAGGUCUUGCCCCACUGUGCCCCAUCGCAUAAAUAGCAAAACGAAGGCGUAGAGCAAAGUGUAGUAACGAAAGAAGAGCUUACCAUAUGUGCAGAGCAUCGAUGCACAAAGGCUUACUUUGAUCGGUUAGUUUUUAUUUUGGGUCAAUGGAUCGAUGGAUGAAGCUAUUUUACCAAGAGAUGACACCACUAGCGUGUAGAGCUGUCAAACCGCAUAGUUAGAAAAAUGACUCGCUUAACAUUUCAUAAGGGUGAAACUGGCAGUUGGUACGAUUCAAAGAAAACAUGUUUGAGAUUUCAAAUCAAAUAAAAUAAUUUUUAUUCCAAAAAUAAUGCUCACUAGUUGGUUCUCAAAAAUACUGCAUUUAUUCAGUAAGAUUCUUAUAUAAUUCGAGUUUUGCCCUCUCUUGUUUUUUUUUUUUUUUUGAAAGUUUCACCCAACUGAUCGUAAGGUGAUGAUGAGUAACAAAAGAUAACAAUCUCUUUUUUUGUUUGUAUUAUACAUUUAUCAAUUAAGAAUUAAUGAAUUACCUGAGAACAAACAAUCAAAUUUACUAUCCCUUUAUAUUCAUAAUGACUCAACUUUUCAUUUCAAGAUUUCUUAUAUAUUGUUAACUUUAUAAAAUUCCAAUACGACCAUCCCAAAAAUCUGACUCGUAGCUGUACCGCCCUUUAUUAGCAGAAAGUAUUUCGUUUUUUCCCCUAUCGGUAAAAUAAAUCAAAAGGCCCUUAAAUUGAUCCAUUGAAAGUAGGAACAAAAACUCAUCUAAGGAAGAAUUCUAUGCAUGUAAUUGUGGGAUAAAGUAUGCGAUGUUUUAUGUUGGGCAAAUUAAACGCAAAUAAAUCGAGACCGAACAAGGUUAAAAAAUCCCUGCAAACAUAAAAUCGCCUUAAAAUGAUAGCUCAAAUCGUUAACAAUGUUAAUGCGAAACGCAAUUCCUACCAAAUGAGUAAACGAUCGUAAAAAUCGAUACUUAAAGUCGGUUCAAAUCGUAUAUGAUAAAAAGUCCACCACGCUUGCAAAUUUGUUCUUCCAAGAGAGAUUCAAGUGAGAAAACAGCCUUGCUGUUCUUUCUGUCUGCGAUAAACAGUGCGACAAGAUUUCUUAAAAUCAGAUGGUUCAUUUAAGAAAAUUGUCCAAUGAGAGAGGCAGCAAAUUUUGUCGCUGGCAACAAAUUGCAUGCAUUGAGAGCAAAACUUGCGCUCUCUCGCGUACUUUCAAGAUGUACAAAUAAGGUGAUGAAUAUCGUCCAAUUUGUAUAAUUCUUAUCGCUUAAACCAGAAGUUGAAAAUAUGUAUGUAUGUAUAUUGCCUCCACUUUGGUAUAUGAAACGUAUAACAAAGUUUGUUGCGAAAUAUACCUACAAAAACGUUUGCUGGGAUGUUAGCUCUAGCGCCAAAGUUUCGGACAAAAUAUGCCAACAUUCGCGUUUAGUAGCCCAGUGGCAAGUGGGAGGUCGUGGUUCCGUGCCGAACACAAGUUCAGAAUUAAUUAGUACACCCUUUAAUCUUUCACACAAAAAAAACAUUAGAGUUGAGUAAACAAAUUUCGCUGAUUGGCCAAAACAUGCUUUCACAUUCAAUCGUUGCCACUUCGGAUCUAGUGAAGUUUGGGUCAACGUUCGGGUAUUUUUGCUGUGUAUUGUGUUUGCGCUUUAAUGGUAUUGCUGAACCAACACAUAACCAAUCCAAAAUGUCCUUUAGAAGAGAUGUCCGUUAAAGAAGCCUUUUUUGUGACGCGAGCUCCGUUCGCGAAUUUAAGUUUUGCACCCCUAUAGUGUUGCCGUAAGACGUUUUUCUACGUCAAAAAAUAGAGUUGAAACUGGUAUAAUGGACCACGGAUGCGGUUGCUUUGAUCGGAAUUUGGGUCUAAACCGGCCGUUUGGACCACAGAUACAGAUGCUCUGAAGAUUGCUCUAAGGCAACGUAAUGAAAUCGUGUUAAAUUUUCAAAAAAUAAAUAUUUCAAAAAUUCAGAGUCCCACCGACUUCUACUAGGCCGUUGAUAAUGAAUUUAUCAACUUACUUAACCUUUAUUUUUACGAAUUCUUUUUAAUGGAUAUUCAUGAUUUGUUAACAUGCAAUUUGUUUAAAUUUUUUUUGUACGGUUUUAUGCGCUCAGAUUAAAGGGCAUUGGAAACGCUUAUUUUUACACUUGGGUUGUUGAUGAAAGAUUUCUUAAUUUUUGAAAGACAAUAAAAAUGAUCAAUCUAAGUUUACACUUUCAACCGCUUCCCAGAGCUUGUGCAAUGUUGUGUUGCAAACAGCAUGCAAAUAUUUGACAGCAACACAUACACGUUCCAACUUAACUGCAUCUUUGAAUUAUCUCACCGAAUUUAAUCUCUCUUACUACAAGAUAUAUUACUUUUGUUGGAAUGAAAGCAAAAGGCCAACGAGACUAAAUAUAUGUACCAACGGCAAUAAAAAAAAACAUCAAACCUAUAACCUUUUCAAGUUAAUCCAAAAAAAAAACUAUCUAAUAUUCAUAACUAUAACAAUUUUUUUCUACAACUUUCGAAUUUACCUAUUUCUAUACCCUUCUAACUAUUUACAAUCGUAUCUGUAAUCAUUGAAAAUAAAAAUGAAAAAAAAAACCCGAAGGAAAGCAACAUUCUAACUGAAAAAUCUUUUUCGACGACAAACUCUUUUUCGUGCUAAGUGAACCAAGUUAUGUAUCAUAGGAGAACAAAGAAAACUGAAUCAAUCCAACUCGAUAACUAAGCUAUCCUGUCUGUACAUAUCGCCAUGUUUUAUAAACAGUAUAUUCAAAACUAAACUCUUCAAUCGCUCUCGUGUUAUCCAAUGGUUUCCAGUAUCCUGUUCAUUCGAGUCCUUAACAUUGCAAAACGUAAUCGAAAAUUUUUCCACGCCAUAUUUAUUCUCACUGCUAUCAAUUCAACAUUUACUUCAUUACGUUCGACCAUUGAUGAAGCAACACAAUGUAUAAGAGAAAUUACUGUAAAAUCGAAACUGUUCCCAAACCACUUCAACUCACUCUCGAUAAAUGUACCGCCAAACCUAUCCCUGAAAAUUGCACGAUACUGUAGAUAAACUGUUUAGGAAAACAAACGUACAACCCUAAAGCGAACCGAUUAGGUGUAGAUGGAAACUGUCUAGAAGAACGAAAAUCUAUCACUCGAACCUAGCAUAGAAAUCUUUUUAAACAUACCAUUUCGAUCCAAAGCUGGAAGCGUAAAUCACACUUUCCUUCGUGUAAAACAUUUCAGUGUCCAUCAUAACAAGCAACCAAAA
Messenger RNA from Uranotaenia lowii, 13386 nucleotides. RefSeq names its product sodium/calcium exchanger 1-like. The record is from RefSeq and is a predicted model, not a curated record. Gene Ontology annotation, biological process: calcium ion import across plasma membrane; sodium ion transmembrane transport. The transcript is spliced from 3 exons. Gene Ontology annotation, cellular component: sarcolemma; axon; postsynapse. Gene Ontology annotation, molecular function: calcium:sodium antiporter activity. The coding region runs from base 30 to 563 and encodes 177 amino acids. Lineage: Eukaryota; Metazoa; Arthropoda; Insecta; Diptera; Culicidae.